This is a messenger RNA of Protopolystoma xenopodis, 165 nucleotides long. The record is from the annotation of a GenBank genome assembly. NCBI's taxonomy places the organism in Eukaryota, Metazoa, Platyhelminthes, Monogenea, Polystomatidea, Polystomatidae.
ACCACCAAGCUCUACCUUAUCCAGUUGAUUCGUGUCUUCUUCCGCCUGCGUCUGCCACACCUGGCCGGCUGGUGUGUGGAACCGGUAGUUAGGCUUGUACUCGACCAUUCAAGCACUGUCUCCAGUCUCGCCAUUGACCUUUUGGAGGUAAUUAAUGGUGAAUAA